CGCCUUCCAGCCACCGCCUCCUCCCCAAUUUUUUCUUAGUAGUCGACACAAUGUCUGAUCACGAGGUUGAGACUUUUGAGAGCGCCGACGCCGGCGCCUCUCUGACCUACCCUCAGCAGGCCGGCACUGUCCGUAAGAACGGCUACAUUGUCAUCUCGGGCCGUCCUUGCAAGGUGGUGGAUGUCUCAACUUCCAAGACGGGCAAGCACGGUCACGCUAAGUGCAACUUCGUUGGUAUUGAUAUCUUUACCAACAAGAAGUAUGAGGAGAUGGCGCCAUCUUCCCACAACGUCGAAGUUCCUAACAUCUCCAGGAAGGAGUACACGGUCAUUGACAUCACCGAUGAGGGCAUCGUGUCGCUAAUGGACGAGUCGGGCAACACGCGCGAUGAUCUGUUCCUUCCCAAGGGAACUGACGAAGCUGAAAAGCUCGCUGAGAUUAUCAAGGACCACUGGCAGAACGACAAAGAGAUGGCGGUCACUGUCAUCAAGGCUAUGGGCGAGGAAACGAUCUCAUCGGUGAAGGUCAUUAACGAUACCAAGGCUUGAGCAAGUCUGCACGUUGGAUGUCGCAGCAUGGGCGUGGUGUUUGGUACAUGUCCUUGGCAUUCGCUCCCGAGACAUCUCGGCGCGACUGUCUCCCGUGCAACAAUAGCUCAGAUGUGGUGAUGGUUGUGGCGCAGCGCCGUCCACUGCACUGAACUUCAUUGUUUUUCAUCACAAGGACUGCUUUGCGUGUCUGUGGUUGGCGAUGCAGGAGGACGGACGGGGGCGUGUAAAUGAUAUGUGACUGGCUGAUUUGAUCUCGGCUGCGUUUCGACGGCUUUCCCAUACCUGUUGGUAUGGACGUUUUGCUCACACUAUCAGGACUGGAUCUUUCGCAAAAUUUUGGGUUGCAUGACAUAUACACACACAUAACUCACCCUGACGGGUGGCAGCGUUGGAAGCAACGAAUUGGGUCACAGCUAUGCUGUGCUGUAAUCUUAAAGGGUGGA
Volvox carteri f. nagariensis is the source of this 994-nucleotide messenger RNA. RefSeq names its product eukaryotic translation initiation factor 5A (gene eif5A). The transcript is spliced from 6 exons. Gene Ontology annotation, molecular function: RNA binding; ribosome binding; translation elongation factor activity. Bases 51 to 548 code for a protein of 165 amino acids. The record is from RefSeq and is a predicted model, not a curated record. Lineage: Eukaryota; Viridiplantae; Chlorophyta; Chlorophyceae; Chlamydomonadales; Volvocaceae. Gene Ontology annotation, biological process: positive regulation of translational termination; positive regulation of translational elongation.